GCUUGGUCCCGUGCGGUCUUCAGAGAGACUGUAGAAACGGACCGCUUUGAAGAUCGCAGCGUCCGAGAGAGAGAGAGAGCGCUGGUGGGCGAAGAACAAGAGACUGGAGCGAGGCAAACCAGAUCCGGGGAACGGGAAAAAAACCAGGCAGGAGCAGCGAGAGAACAGUGUAAUAGUAGUGGCUCAUAUAGACAAGCCUCACAACCAUCAGAUUCUUGAUUUAGUGGGACAAUUACAUGAAUAUCUAACAGCUUUCUUCUUCUUUUUUUCCUGCAGAUGCCUCAUGGGAAUUAAACGGCACAUAUGAAGUGGUUUGUAGUACCAUGGUUUUCCUACCUGUCCCGAGUGGUUCUUGAUGUGUUUAUGGUUAAUUAUGGCCCACACUGUCUUGUGCCAGAAGUGCCUGUUUGAGUUUCUUUUAGUUUUUCUCUCUCUCCUUCUGCCGCCCACACUGUUUAUGGUUAAUUAUAUGAAAUUAUUUUUUGUAUGCUUUUUUCCCCCAUUUCUUCUAUUUUUUUUCUUCUUUAAUUAUACAUUAAGAAAAGUUGUGAGAUUGUUUAAGUGUUUGUGUAUCAAUUUUUUAAAGGAUAUAGUUCACCGGAAAAUGAGAAUUUGCUGUUAAUUUACUCACCCUCGAGCCAUCCAUGAUGUAGGUGACAUUUUAUUCUUCAGUUGAACAGUAAAGAUUUGUAGCGUGGUCCUUGGUGAUUCGUAUAAUGCAAGUCAAUGGCUACCGUCACUUUGAGAGUCAUUAAAACAUAUUACAGGCAAAACAAAGUUAAUAUCUGUGACUGAUGCUGACGUUACAUUGAGGUCUUAUAAAGCGAAACAGACCAAUCUUUUUGCUUCAUAAGACCACAAUCAAUCAUCCGGAGCCACAGGUAUUCAUUUUGUUUUGCCUGUAUAUAUAUAUUUUUUUUUUUUUGACUCUCAAACUGACUGUAGCCAUUGACUUUUAUAUUAUACUUCUAUAUUAUACACUGUAAAAAAUGGCUGUGAAAUCUACAGUUAUUUACUGUCGAUUUCACAGUAACAUUACUGUAUAAGAUUUUUACAGUAGAAUAUUGUAAAGUUUACAGAAAGACUGUAAAAAUCACAGUAGUCCAAACAUUACAGUUGAAAUCACAGUAGUCAAAGCAUUACUGUAAAAAAAUCACAAUUUAGCCACUAUAGUACUGUAAAUAGUAAAGUAAACUACUGUAAUUUUCCUUUUUUUAUCAUAUCUUUCUUUGUACCCCUUUCACAUGGACGGCUCCAGAUUAUUGUUGUUCAGAAUUCAUUAACGGAAUAUGAUGUAAAUACUCGAUGGUGAUCGAGCUUUAAGUAAAAGUGUAAUAUUAAUAAAUAUUAAUAAAAUGUGUCAUGUAACUUGUACUCUGAUGCACCUGCUACAGGAGCUUUCUAUUCCAUGGAAUAUAGAUUUUUUUAAAGAAUUCACAUAAGAUUCCAAGAAUAUUUUUUGUUUGUUUGUUUUAUGACUGUAAAUGGGUGUUUGGGUGUUAACAGGGCAAUACAAUAUUUGAUAAGCCUUAUCUUAAACUUCUUAAACUUAUCUUAAACUUCUCCAAAGUCUCCCCUGACAUGGUCUAACAAUAUAGGCUUCAUAAAUGCAUAAUUUUUUGAGAUAUCAUCCUCAGAUUUGAACUGAAGCAUUACCAUUGGUUAUAAGUUGCAAUAGUAUAUUCACAUAAUUAUGUGAAUAUUAAUAUUUAAAUAUUAAUAUUUUUAUACAUUUAAUAAAUAUAUUCUUAAUAUUUGUUUUUAUUUUUGAGCUUAUAUAUCUUAAUAUUAAUAACAUCUGAUUAAUUUUGAGUUUUGAACUUGAGUCAAAACUCUCAAGCUUUGUAAUAUAUGUUGGUUAUGUGUCAAUUCAGAAUGACUUAUGAGCAGCAGCCUUUUUAUUUUGGGUAGGCUAUGUCAUGUGCAUUACUUGUCAAAAUUGGGGUUGUCUGGUUAACUCAUAAAUACGUACAACGGGAUUUUUAUUUUACAAACAUCAGUGCUAUAUAUUUUUAUAAAAUACGUAUUUUAUAAAAACGUGCAAGUUCCCACUGCUGUUUCUGAGCUGCAGGGCGAAACCAAAGCGUCGGCAGAGUGGGCGGGGUUUAACGUACCCAGUCUAGAAAGAUCUAGAAUCUGUGGGAAAAAAGCGCGAAAGAAGCAGCACUUGAAUUUCUGAGUCGUCGUCGUCGUCAGUGACUGACAAGCUCCGUUAAUUCUCAAAUUUAAGUUUCUUUACACACGGCUUUGUCUUGUGGUUGGUUUUAUUUUGUUUUCGUCUUUGUGUUGAUUUCUUUAAUUUUUUGCCUGAGAGGAAUUCAGCGAAAACGUUUACGUGAGAGCUCCGACAGAGACGUCUUCACAGGCUUUAAGAGGAAUUCAGCGAAAACGUUUCCGUGAGCGCUCCGACGGAGACGUUUUCACAGCCUUAACGUUUAUGUAUUUUUCCCACCCGUGGCCUCUGCUGGAGUUUCCAUCUUGGAAUCGCGGAUCCUUCACCCACUGCUUAUCGGGACUUCCAGAAAAUCAAAGAAUGAGUAAUGGACUCCAUUGAGAAGGCAAUACAGGCCGUGUUACCACAGCUAGAUGAAGCAAAGCUUGAAACUUUAGUCAAUGAGUUGGUGAAAGUAGGUGUUGAAGGACCAGAUGAUCUGCAGUUUAUUCAAGAAGAUGACAUCAAACAUCUGCUCACAUCCAUUCAGUGCAGAAAAAUUAUUCAUUCUUGAAAGGUCCUUCCAAUCCCCAGCUGAGCCCUUCAUCGUCUGAGCCACUGUCAGCUGCCUCUUCCAGCACAUGCCCCAUAUCAUCUAUCAGUCCCAUCUCUGCAUGGGUGAACAGUUUUGAGGUGCCAUGGAACAAAGUGAGGCUGACUCUUAGAAGAGCAGUAGAUGCUGGUGAGAGGCCAGCUCCGGAUGACCGCAGACACUUGAUAAAAGUCACUGUUGAUGCGAUGAGAGAGCAUUCCUUGAACCCUACUCGCAGAGAGUGUGUGGUAGUAGCUAAAGCUAUAACUCAAAAAUAUCCAAAUAGCUUUUUAGACAAAAAUGAAGAGGGGGAGCUAAUUGGAUGUGGGUAUUUCAGCGUUAUAAAUCAGCUCAAAACCAGAGUAGAAUAUUUGAAUCGAGGCAACUCUCUUUCCCGUCUGAGGAAGCACAAACGCACCCAGAGAGAUGAUGAGGAUGGUGAUGAUGACCAGCCAGCAGUAGCUACAUGUGCAAGAAUCGACAGUUAUGGGUGUGUUCGUUGGCAGCCAGAGGACUAUCCAGAUGGGGAAACAUCAGCAUCAUUAGUGGAAAAGAAGCUUGAGAUGAUGGAUAUAUUCAGCCGAGAGGGACUAAAGGGCACUGAGAGAGGAAGGGUAGAAGACCUAAUGGCAAUCACUUAUGCCAAACAGCGGGAAUACAUCAAUGCAAAGCCUUCCCCAAGCAUUCUGGAUGUGGGUAAAGAGUGGCCAUUUCUCUUUUCACAAAAGUUUUUAUUGUCACACUUCACCACUCUCACCAAUGUUGAACUAUACACAAGACUGAAUGAAGAUCUGGACAAAAAGGGUAAAAGACUCCUGGAUUUCUUCAGUAGUCAGAUUACAAAGUGGAGGAAAGAAGUAAGAGCUGUUCUGAAGGAAGCCAUAAAGAAGGACCGAGAAGGAUCUGAUGGCCUAGCAGCGAUGCUUGUGAUGUUGGCACACUUCAAAGAGCAAGAGGAGUCACUUUUUCUCAUUGCUGAUGAGACUACCACUCUUGCAGACGCAGAGGCCCAGCUGUCUCUCCCAAUCACUCCAAGGAUCAUCAUGCUUGGAGAGACAAUCCUGACUGCAAAAAAAUGGAUGCUGUCGAUCGAGGGGAGGGUCGUAAUCCCACCUGGUGCUCACAUGGCGGACUUCACCACUGCCUUGGCCGCUCUCUUCGCCUGUUACUAUGUAUUCAACCUAGAGUAUCAGGUGGAAGCCAGCACAACACUGGAGUUUGUUCAGAGGUUUUUAGUUAGGAUUAAUCCUGACUCCAACAAGUGCACUGCCAAGGAGCAGAUGAGCAAGACGACUGGGAGAGUGGUGAAGCGGAAGACUUCAUACAUGAACCCCCAUGUAAUCUCCUUCAUCAGGGACUUCACGGAGUUCUAUUUGCUAGCUGACUAGAUACAGGGCUCCAACUAGGAUUCUAGGUCUCCAAGGUCAGGGCAUGCAAGAGGCCAUAGACCUUUGUCAAGUGACAGGGGAAGUUUAUUUUCCUUUCUGUUUUAAAUGUUCAUGCAAAUGUUAAAUAUUUUAUUUUUUUAUGUUCAAUGGUUUAUUUUAUUUCAGUAUUGCCAUGGUGUUACUUAUUACUCUUUAGAAUGUGGUAAUAAUCAGUUAUUUGCACAGCUUCAAAGUAGUUACAUUUUUUGACCGUGUUGUAUCAAUUUGCAUUAUUGUUCUGCCAUAGCAACCAGUCAUGCGGAACUAGUGAAUGAACUAGUAACAGUUUGCUCUGUAACAUUAUAAAACUUGUAAUGAAAUAGCCUCGUUUUGUAAAAUUUUCUUCAGUCUGUAAUUAAAUUUAGCAACAGUAGAAUACGCGGAUAAUAGAUUUCACGCCAUUAAAAAUUACAAACACAGAAUGUUCGUUAACUUUGGAUGGUAUAAUGGCAUGUUGUCCAAUGUCCAUUAUCCCUUUAUGUUGUACCUGUUUUGUCUUUCCUGUUGACCAAAUGUUUUUAAAUAAAUAACUGUUAACAAUU
Messenger RNA from Megalobrama amblycephala (Wuchang bream), 4713 nucleotides. RefSeq lists its product as uncharacterized. The record is from RefSeq and is a predicted model, not a curated record. The transcript has 8 exons. Lineage: Eukaryota; Metazoa; Chordata; Actinopteri; Cypriniformes; Xenocyprididae. Bases 2951 to 4132 code for a protein of 393 amino acids.